This is a messenger RNA of Apodemus sylvaticus (European woodmouse), 3017 nucleotides long. RefSeq names its product dual specificity phosphatase 3 (gene Dusp3). The record is from RefSeq and is a predicted model, not a curated record. Gene Ontology annotation, cellular component: cytoplasm. The transcript is spliced from 4 exons. Lineage: Eukaryota; Metazoa; Chordata; Mammalia; Rodentia; Muridae. Gene Ontology annotation, molecular function: MAP kinase phosphatase activity; protein tyrosine/serine/threonine phosphatase activity. Gene Ontology annotation, biological process: protein dephosphorylation; negative regulation of MAPK cascade. The coding region runs from base 58 to 618 and encodes 186 amino acids.
ACCCGGCUUCUCCCCCUCUCUCGUUCCUGCCCCGGCGUGCAGGGCCCCGCCGCCGCCAUGUCCGGCCCGUUCGAGCUCUCGGUGCAAGAUCUCAACGACCUGCUCUCGGACGGCAGCGGCUGCUACAGCCUCCCGAGCCAGCCCUGCAACGAGGUCAUCCCGAGGGUCUACGUGGGCAACGCGUCUGUGGCUCAGGACAUCACCCAGCUGCAGAAACUGGGCAUCACCCACGUCCUGAAUGCCGCCGAGGGCAGGUCCUUCAUGCACGUCAACACCAGUGCUAGCUUCUACGAGGAUUCUGGCAUCACCUACUUGGGCAUCAAGGCCAAUGAUACGCAGGAGUUCAACCUCAGUGCUUACUUUGAAAGGGCCGCAGACUUCAUCGACGAGGCCCUGGCCCAUAAAAAUGGCCGAGUGCUUGUCCAUUGCCGCGAGGGCUACAGCCGCUCCCCAACGCUAGUCAUCGCCUACCUCAUGAUACGGCAGAAGAUGGACGUCAAGUCUGCUCUGAGUACUGUGAGGCAGAAUCGUGAGAUCGGCCCCAACGACGGUUUCCUGGCCCAACUCUGCCAGCUUAAUGACAGACUAGCCAAGGAGGGCAAGGAUCUCUGGAACUGACUCACUGGACGGCAAUGAGACUUGAUGGCAUUGUCAAACUGGAUCCCCCUUUUGUUGGAGAGAGAGCAAAGAAAGAAACAGCCUUUGAAAGAACUUUCUAAGGACGGUUUUUGAAGCGCGCUGGACCUCGAGUGUGUGCACAUUUGCCAGAGAUUGAAUGCAACUUCUUGGGACUCCACGUUCUCAUUGUGUGUAUGUCUCCAGGGUCACACAGAGCAGGGAGGUGGCCGUCAGCCACCACCCCAGCACCUAGCACAUAGGCAUCUCAUAAAAGCUUAUUUUAUGAGAACCAGGUCUGUUUGAGCACCCUGUGUGUAUAGAGAGUUGUUGUGGGGCCCCCGGCAUCCCAGCAGCCUGGUUGCCAGCCUGUAGGAUGUCUUACAGGAGUUUGUAGAGAAAUUUUCCUUGGAGGGAAAGAAAUAUCAGGGAUUUUUGUUGACUGUUUCAGAUUCAGCUUUAAGUCCUCAGCAGUGUUAAUGGCGAAGGGGAGGGAUGUGCCUUUUUCAGAGCUGCGGAGGACCCUCUGGCUAGAGCCAGGAGAAGCAGACCUGUCCUAGGGUGUCACUCCCAGGGUAAAGACCUCUGAUCACAGCAGGAGCAGAGCUGUGCAGCCUGGGUGGUCAUUGUCCCCUAUUCUGUAUGACCACAGCAGCCCUGGACACAUGGGGCGGGUCAUCUUUUUUUUUUCCCCAGAAUGAAAUGGCCACGGCCAAAUUAUGUACCUCAGUUUGUAGUUUUCAAGUGGCUUUCUUGCUUAAUACAACUUGCAUUUCAAAAUAACCCUGUAAAGUUGACAGAACUGUCUUGUGCUAUGAGAGAGAAAAAGAGAGGAAAAAAAAAAAACCAAAAAACCCACAAACCAAAAACAUCUGGGCUAGCCGGGCAUGCCUGCGUGUGUCCACAGGCCCAGUUCAUGGGAGGCAGAGACAGGAAGACACAGCUACAAUCACAAUUUCCAAGGUUUUAGGUUUUGGGUUUUGGUUUUCGAGACAGGGUCUCUCUGUGUAGCUCUGGCUGUCCUGGAACUCGCUCUGUAGACCAGGCUGACCUCAAACUUGGAGAUUUGCCUGCCUCUGCCUCUAAGGGCUAGGGCUAAAGGUAUAUGCCACCACUGCCCAGUUAAAAUCCCAUUUUUAAAAAAAACAAAAAAUUCAAGAUAAUUAAGAGUUGUCAGGUCUUUAGAGCUAAGUUGAAGUAGUUUCAGGCUUGGGGAAGCUGGGCUGUUCCUGGCUUGGACCUGAAACCAGCUCCCACAGUGUACAAGUGCCCUCCCUGCACGUGACUUUGAGCCAUCUCCAGAGAAGGAGGUGAAAAUUGUGGCUCCCCAGUUGGUUAGAAUACAGCCUCUCUGUCCGGCUAACACCUGGCGUUGAACCCUUCACUCUGAGGUUGGGCUCCCCUCCCCCGUCUCCUCCGGAUGGCCACCCCAUAGGACAGUUACUGGUACCUCCCGGAGGCCUCUUUGUGGGAGCAUGAAGAAAAGGGGGGAGGUUCUUGGCUUUCCUUGGGGCUAUUUGCUGAAAGUCCAGCGUUUCUUGGUUGGCUUUACCUUGUAUUUAUAAGAUUAGCUACUAUUCUUCAGGUAAAAUACCCAUGUUGUGGAAGAACCAACCUCAUGCCUGCCCGAGAGUUAGGGGAGUGAGGUGGGGAAUCCUGGAUAGUGUUCUAUCCCUGGAAAGUGAUGGAAUAGGAAUUCAGGGUGUCCCUCUCUCUUCCUCAGACCUAGUCGCUUUCUGUGACUCAUAAAAACCAAGCUAAAAAUUAGAAUGUAAAAAUGGUUUCUCUUCUCAAUCUGCCUUUUCCAGAGGUGGGUCUGUUUCCUUGCUGUUCCGCUUUUCUUGAGAACACAGACUUUGGCCCACAGUAAGGCUCCUCUGGGCUCCAGCACUCUAAGUUGUUUUAAGAAUUUUCACUUGGCCUUUAGCACACCCAGGGAAGUGUGUGUGUGAAUAAUGCCAUGGGCAGCAGGGGACACUGUUGAGGUUGGUGCCUUUCCAGCCACAGGUUCACACUAAGUUGCUCAUAGUAUUUAAGAUGCUAAAUGUUUUAAUCAAAAUAAGCACUGAUCCUAAAUAUGAAGAUAAGAGAUUUUUCUCACGGGAAAAUUUCUUUUUCAUAAUUCUUUUACAGACUUUAUCCUGAUCAUAGAGUAGAGAGAAGGAUGGUUGGAUAUUAAACUUGUGUUCCUCUUUCCUGCCACUGUUAGGGUAACUUGUAAAAAGUGGAGAGGAGAGGUUCAGGGGGCAGGGGAUGGUGGAGUGAGGCACAGCACUGUCACCUGCCUGGCACGGGCGGUCCUGCCAUUGGGGAGGAAAAGGAAAGGUUUAGCAUCUCGCGUAUAACCAGUGUUAAUGCACUAUAAAAUUGUAACCAAAAUAAAUGUCUUACCUUACAAAGAA